AUGGCGUGGCCACGGCCGGCGAGGGUCAUCUUCGGCAAGUACGAGAUGGGCAGCCUUCUCGGUGAAGGCGCCUCAGCCAUGGUCUUCCGCGCCCGCCACAUCACCUCCGGCCACACCGUGGCCAUCAAGGUGUUCCGGAAGCCCUGGCGCCGCCCCGGCUCGUCCGCCCCCGUCGAUUUCUUCAUCCGCGAGAUCUUUGCUCUUCGACGCCUCCGCCACCGCCACAUCAUCUGCCUCCACGAGGUCCUCGCCUCCCGGUCCAAGGUGUACCUCGUCCUCGAGUUCGCGCGGGGCGGGGAUCUCUCCUUCCGCUUGAACUCCCGCGGCCACUUUUCGGAGGAGCUCUGCCGCCGGAUCUUUCGUCAGCUCCUUUCGGCCGUCGCCUACUGCCACUCUCGCGGCGUCUUUCACCGGGACCUCAAGCCCGAUAACCUCCUUCUCGACGACACCGGCAACCUCAUGGUCUCCGACUUCGGGUUGGCCGCCCUUGGCCGCUCUUCUUCAGAAGGCGGUAACGGUGACCACCUCCUCAGCAGCCAACGCGGGACGCGAGGAUUCAAGGCGCCGGAGAUCCUAUCAAGGCAGGAUUACGACGGGGCGAAGGUGGACAUUUGGUCGUGCGGGGUGAUCCUCUACCAGCUCAACGCCGGCUACCACCCCUUCAAGGACCACGACAACCCCAUGUCGCUCUACCGCGAGAUCCACCACCAAGGCCACCGCAGCUUCCCCCUCCGGACGCCACCCGCUCUCCGCCGCCUCAUCGCCCGACUCCUCGACCCCAACCCCGCCACCCGCAUCUCCAUUGAUGACAUCCUCCGCGACUCCUGGUUCGCCAAGGACUUUGACGCCGACCAGUGGGCGGCCAUGACGCGGCCCCGCCGCAACAACCCCGGCGCCGGGCAGCACGACCGCCGGCUUGGCGGUGAGCUCACCGCCUUCGACAUGAUCGUCUCCUCCCCGGGGCUCGACCUCUCGGGCCUCUUCCUGGAUACGGCGUCGCGAGAGCGAUUCGCAUCGGUCGAGCCGGUGGACAAUAUCAUAGACCGGGUCGAGCAGGUGGGGAAGGCAGACGGCUUGUCAGUGGUGAGGGAGGAGUGGGAGAGGCGGUCGGGCGCGGUGGUCGAGGGGCAAAACGGAGAUUUCAUGCUGAAGGUGGAGGUUUACCGGUUAACCGGCGACACCUCGGUGGUGGAGGUGUAG
Molecule: messenger RNA, 1200 nt
Organism: Musa acuminata AAA Group (dessert banana)
Lineage: Eukaryota; Viridiplantae; Streptophyta; Magnoliopsida; Zingiberales; Musaceae
Product: CBL-interacting serine/threonine-protein kinase 14-like
Exons: 1
Coding region: 1-1200 (399 amino acids)
Biological process (GO): protein phosphorylation; signal transduction
Molecular function (GO): protein serine/threonine kinase activity; ATP binding
Source: RefSeq, a predicted model, not a curated record